This is a messenger RNA of Pan troglodytes (chimpanzee), 3619 nucleotides long. RefSeq lists its product as uncharacterized. The record is from RefSeq and is a predicted model, not a curated record. Bases 2031 to 2594 code for a protein of 187 amino acids. NCBI's taxonomy places the organism in Eukaryota, Metazoa, Chordata, Mammalia, Primates, Hominidae. The transcript has 7 exons.
AUAAUAUAUUUUAUUAAAAUAUAUUGAAGAAUAAACAAAUGGAAAGAUAGGUUAUGUUCAUGGAUUGAAACAUUUAAUAUUUUUAAAAUGUCCAUACAACCUGAAGCAAUUUGUAGAUUCAAUGCAAUUCUUACCAAAAUUCCAAUGUCACUUUUUACAGGAAUAGAAAACAAAUUAUUAAAUUUAUAUGGAGCCAUAAAAUACCUCAAAUAACUGAAACAAUCUUGAGCAAAAAGAACAAAGCCAGAGGCAUCACACUUACUGAUUUCAAAAUAUAUUAAAAAGCUAUUGUAAUAAAAAAUCAUGGUCCUGGCAUAAAAACAAACACGUUGACCAAGGGAAUAGCAUUAGAAAUCCAGAAAUAAACCCACACAUUUAUAUUACAGUCAAAUAAUAUUUGAUAAAGGCGCCAAGAACACACAAUGGGGAAAGGACAGCUUCUUCAAUAAGCAGUGUUGAGAAAAUGAUAUCUAUACGCAGCAGAAUGAAAUUGGAUCCUUUCUCAUACCAUACAUAAAAAUCAAUUCAAGAUGCAUCAAAGAUUUAAAUAUAAGACCUGAAGCUGCAAAACUACUAGUAGAAAACACAGGAGAAAAGCUAUACAAUAUUGGUAUAGGUAAUGAUUUUUCAGCUAUGACUCCAAAAGUACAGGCAACAAAAGCAAAAACAAAUGGGAUUGCAUCGAAUUAAAACAUUUCUGCACAGCAAAUAAAAUAGUUAACAAAGUGAAGACACAACUCAUAGAAAUAAAAAAAAACUUUUGCAAAUCAUACGUCUGAAUUUGCCUUCUUUUAUGUGGUCAGGAAUACACUUAACCUCUCUGAAGCUUUGUUUCCUUAUCUGUAAAAUCAGAGAACUUGGUUACUGGAGUUCUAAUGCUCUGUCAAAUAGUAACUUGUUAUAAUCUAUGAAAGUUAAAUUGGUCAAAAAUCAAAUGAAUUUUGUUAGGUAAAAUAAUAACUUUCUGACAUUAAGGAUUAAAGGCUAGAAUAGGUUACUUGAGGAAGCUAAAAUGACCCAUAUUCAAAGUCCAUGAAAAGCCUAUCAUUUCAUGUACUAGUAUUGUGUCCGGAAUUGGUGGGUUCUUGGUCUCACUGACUUCAAGAAUGAAGCCACGGACCCUCGCGGUGAGUGUUACAGUUCUUAAAGGCAGCGUGUCCGGAGUUUUUUCCUUCUGAUGUUCAGAUGUGUUCGGAGUUUCUUCCUUCUGGUGGGUUCGUGGUCUCGCUGGCUCAGGAGUGAAGCUGCAGACCUUCCCGGCGAGUGUUACAGCUCUUAAAGCGGCGUGUCUGGAGUUGUUCGUUCUUCUGGGGCUCGUGGUCUCACUGGCUUCCGGAGUGAAGCUGCAGACCUUCGCGGUGAGUGUUACAGCUCAUAAAGACAGUGUGGACCCAAAGAGUGAACAUUAGCAAGAUUUUUUGCAAAGAGCGAAAGAACAAAGCUUCCACGGUGUGGAAGGGGACCCGAGCCGGCUGCCACUGCUGGCUCCAGCAGCCUGCUUUUAUUCUCUUAUCUGGCCCCAUCCACAACCUGCUGAUUGGUAGAGCCGAGUGGUGUGUUUUGACAGGGCGCUGAUCGGUGCCUUUACAACCCCCGAGCUAGACACAAAGAUUCUCCACGUCCCCACCGGAUACAGAGUGUGGACACAAAGGCUUUCCACGUCCCCACUAGAGUAGCUAGAUACAGACUGUCAACUGGUGCAUUCACAAACCCUGAGCUAGACACAGGGUGCUGAUUGGUGUGUUUACAAACCUUGAGCUAGAUACAGAGUGCCGAUUGGUGUAUUUACAAUCCCUGAGUUAGACAUAAAGGUUCUCCACGUCCCCACCAGACUCAGGAGCCCAGCUGGCUUCACCCAGUGGAUCCCGCACGGGGGCUGCAAGUGGAGCUGCCUGCCAGUCCCGCGCCAUGCGCCUGCACUCCUCAGCCCUUGGGUGGUCCAUGGGACUGGGCGCCAUGGAGAAGGGGGCAGCGCUCGUCGGGGAGGCUCGGGCCGCACAGGAGCCCACGGAGCGGGAGGAGGCUCAGGCAUGGCGGGCUGCAGGUCCCGAGCCCUGCCCCGCGGGAAGGCAGCUAAGGCCCCGCGAGAAAUUGAGCACAGCAGCUGCUGGCCCAGGUGCUACGCCCCUCACUGCCCAGGGCGGUGGGGCCCCGCCGGCCGCUCCGAGUGCGGGGUCCGCCCAGCCCACGCGCACCCGGAACUCGCGCUGGCCCGGAACUCGCGCUGGCCCGGAACUCGCGCUGGCCCGGAACUCGCGCUGGCCCGGAACUCGCGCUGGCCCGGAACUCGCGCUGGCCAGGAACUCGCGCUGGCCCGGAACUCGCGCUGGCCCGGAACUCGCGCUGGCCCGGAACUCGCGCUGGCGGGCAAGCACCGCCCGCGCCUCUCCCUCCACACCUCCUCACAAGCUGAGGGAGCCGACUCCGGCCUUGGCCAGCCCAGAAAGGGGCUCCCACAGUGCAGCGGCGGGCUGAAGGGCUCUUCAAGUGCCGCCAAAGUGGGAGCCCAGGCAGAGGAGGCGCCGAGAGCGAGCGAGGGCUGUGAGGACUGCCGGCACACUGUCACCUCUCAGUCUAAGAUCAACCCUAAUUGAAAAUACUAUAUUUUGAAGGGUCACGUUUCUCUUUAGAUUACACACAGCGUCUUGUGAUACUGCCUCUGGUCAGCUGAUUUCUCCUUGCCUCAUUCCAACUUCUUUUGUCAGAAAAUUCUUCAAUAUUGCCACAUUCUUUCACAAUAAUAUGGAAUAUUUGUGAAUUGUGCAAGAAGAAUACACUAUGUGGAUUAUUUCUAAAAUCAAAUGUUUGAAAUUAAGGAUGAGUUCUGAGCAUAGAAAGCAGCCUGAAGCCCCAGGAUUCAGGUCCCCAGAUUACGAAGGACUGGACAGGAUUCACCCCUGUUCACAAGAAAAGCAGAACCAAGAAGAGAGAGAGUUAGUAAAAGGAAUGGUUCACACGAUUAUGAUGGAUUAAAAAGUCCCCAAAUCUGUAGUCUGCAAGCUAGAGACCCAGGAGAGGUGAUGAUGUAGUUCCAGUCUAAAAGAUAGCAGGCUCAAGACUCAAAAAGAGAUACAGAGAAAGAAAAGACUUCUUUGAACUCUUUGAAUAAGAACAGAAUUCCCUUCUACCCUGUUUCUGACUUAAUACUCCAAUAAAAGCUAACCUUUUAACAACAGCAGCUGAUAUUUACAUAAGAUUCACCAUGUAAACGGACUUAAAGAAGGCGACUGCCUGAGACCCCAUUUCAAUGAAGGAAGAAAAUAAGGAAGUCAUGUUUUGAUAAAGCUAUCAGAAUUAAAAUAUAUGUACUAGGAUUCCAUAUCUGUUUUGGUUUAAAGAAAGAAUUUUUAGUUGGAUAAAUCUGACAAGAUUUGAAGAUAAAAACAAAAAAAAAAUCUGGAUCUCGUCUUUCUCUUAUAAAGUGUGGUUUCUUCACAUCACUCAGGAAUGUUUAUUCCAACUUAAGGCAGAACAGAAAAUUGAUUAAUGCUGACUGCUUUCCUAUGUCUCUGUACUGUAUUUACCUGAAAUAUAAACCACAAUUUCAAUAAAUGGGUUUGUCUGAUAAUAGCAAAAAAUUGAAUCUCUCUGAAAAUUCUGAAUAAAAUGUAUGUAGUUU